UGUAAACCUAACUUCACUAUAUUGUUUUGGGUCUUCUUGUUCGUAGUUUACUUCAGCACAGCCGGUUUCUUUCAAACGAAGGCGGAUCAAAGAUCUAGAGUCCUCUAAACCCCCAAAAUGGUUCAAUCAGCAAAACCCAUAUCCAGCCCCGUCCCAGUCGUUUGGUACCCUUCAUUAGCUGUGCUGAUGCUCGCCGUUGGUCUUGUCAUCACCGCUUCUUUCUUCAUCUAUGAAGCAACAUCUUCCAGGAAAAGCCGUAGUCUUGCUAAAGAAGUUGUAACAGGAGCAGUGGCAUCUGUCUUUUUGGGAUUUGGAUCCUUGUUCUUGCUCCUUGCUUCUGGUGUUUAUGUUUGAGGAUGAUUUUUGUAUUUCAACCACCUUGUUAUUCUAGAACCCUAAUGGGGUAUCUUCUAAAUUGGAUCUUUUAGAAAUACAAUAUAUGUUUUCUACAGACAAUUUUAUGGUGAUAUAUUAACGUUAGCAGUUGA
This is a messenger RNA of Lactuca sativa (garden lettuce), 488 nucleotides long. RefSeq lists its product as uncharacterized. Lineage: Eukaryota; Viridiplantae; Streptophyta; Magnoliopsida; Asterales; Asteraceae. The record is from RefSeq and is a predicted model, not a curated record. Gene Ontology annotation, cellular component: oligosaccharyltransferase complex.